AUGGAAAUAAGGGCUGCCUAUAACUAUGAAAAUCAUGAUUUGGAGGUGCUGACAAGCCAAACUUAUAACUCAUUAGCAAGAGUGCUUUUGUACAGCAUUCGGUUGAUAAAGCAAAGCUACGCAAACAUGAAAAUCAAAAUACGUACAAAUAUGUGGAAGGAUUUAUGGAAAGGUAAUGAGCAGAAAAGGAAACGAGUGAAGACUGAGUCAGAUAUUUCAAGGCUAACUCCUAGUAUGCGAAAUCUUGAGACUUGUGCUAGUCUUAAAGGAGAACAGGUAGCAGCUAGAGUCACCCCACGAAAUGCUGAUAAGGAUGAAUGGUUUGUCGUAAAAGUGAUUCAUUUUGACAAGGAAUCAAAGGAAUUUGAAGUACUAGAUGAGGAACCAGGUGAUGAUGAAGAAAGCAGCGGCCAAAGACAAUACAAGCUUCCCAUGGGAAAUAUCAUUCCCUUCCCCAAGAGUAAUGAUCCUUCUAGCGCUUUAGAUUUCCCUCCUGGAAAACAUGUUUUGGCGGUCUAUCCAGGAACUACGGCACUUUAUAAAGCAACAGUUGUUCAAGGCCAUCGCAGAAGGAAGACUGAGGACUAUUUGUUGGAAUUUGAUGAUGACGAAGAAGAUGGAUCUUUACCUCAAAGGACAGUGCCCUUCCAUAAAGUAGUUCCUCUUCCAGAAGGACAUCGCCAAUGA
This is a messenger RNA of Sphenostylis stenocarpa, 687 nucleotides long. NCBI's taxonomy places the organism in Eukaryota, Viridiplantae, Streptophyta, Magnoliopsida, Fabales, Fabaceae. The record is from the annotation of a GenBank genome assembly.